This is a messenger RNA of Cydia strobilella, 2498 nucleotides long. It is a transcript of the gene Lsd-1, whose product is annotated as lipid storage droplets surface-binding protein 1. Lineage: Eukaryota; Metazoa; Arthropoda; Insecta; Lepidoptera; Tortricidae. The transcript is spliced from 9 exons. Gene Ontology annotation, biological process: positive regulation of triglyceride storage; lipid storage. Bases 16 to 1335 code for a protein of 439 amino acids. The record is from RefSeq and is a predicted model, not a curated record. Gene Ontology annotation, cellular component: lipid droplet; cytosol.
UACCAAGGUGUGUCGAUGUCUGCGGAGUACAGCGCGAGGAUCACGGUGACGGCGGGAGGAAUGGCGGGCAACGGGCAUCCCUGUACCACGUACAAGAGGACCUUUAAUGGCAGCUGCAAGGUGGAGCUCAACAACAAGGGAAAGAGUCCCAUUGCCCAGAGAGCUGAAGCGUACUUGCAGGCUGUGAGCAAAAGCCAGGGGCCGCCGCCCAAGGUGACUGCAUCAUCGAAGCCAGUGCUGCCGCGCUUGGAGGUGGUGUCGCGGGUCGCCGCCAUCCCCAUCGUGGAGUCCGGUAUCGGGGUCACCGGGAAGAUGUACUUCAAGAUCAAGGAGUCGAACCCCCUCUUCCGCUGGUACUUGUCGCUGUACGAGAAGACGCUGAGCACGGGCGUCCAGCUGGCGCUGCCAGCAGUGCAGCUGCUGGAGUCGCCCAUCCAUCAGCUGGACCGGUUCCUGUGCGCGUCGCUGGACGUGGUGGAGAAGCGAGUGCCCUCUAUACAUCUGCCGCCGCAAACUAUGUACAGUGAAACCCGACAGUACGUGCUCCGGCGGGCGGACUCCGUCAAGCAACUUGGCACAGCCGUGCUGGACUCUCGCGUUACCUGCGCGACCGCUAGCGCGCUGGACCGCGCGCUGUCCACCGCCGACAAGUACGUGGACAAGUACCUGCCGCCCGACACCAAGGACCCCGUCGACGUGAGCAUCAUAGUACAAGAUGCAGAGAGCGGGGGCUCGGGCGGGCGCGCGGCGGCGGCGCAGGCCGUGCAGCACGGCGCGCGGCUCCGGCGCAAGCUGCAGCGCCGCCUCACGCGCCAGGCGCUCGCCGAGGCCAAGGCCAUCCGCGAACAGAUACACGUGCUCGUCUACGUGGCGGAACUAGUAGCCACAGACCCUGUCUUGGCGUGGAAGAAGGUGAAGGAGCUGUACUCGUCCCUCAGCCAGCCGGAGCCAGAGAACCAGGCGCGGCCGGAGACCCUGGAGCAGCUGGUGGUGCUGUUGGCGCGUGAAACUGCCCGCAAGAUGGUGCAUCUGGUCAACUACACGCACACGGACCUACCCAGAAACGUGAGCACCGGCUUGGCGAUAGUGACUAAGCAUCUCUCCAGUGCCGCUGACGCGCUUCUCAAGACGCUGCCGGUAGACUCCGCGCUGGCCGAGGUCCGCGGCUGGAGGAGCAAGUUGGAACAGCUACUGUACCAGCUGCAGGCCAGCUCUAAGGUCUAUUUGGAACACCUAGCCAUCUUCCUAGCGGGCAACGAAGAGAGAGAGAAGAUCGCGCCGCGCUCCUCGCUAGAGCAGCGCGAGGACCUUGCCGCCAUCAACGGAGUCAACUAGUAGUUAACUGUUUACUCGUUUACCAUCGUCUGCCGGCUGUACACACUCGUUCACGGCCUGUCUCGGGGUCUCUUGACGAGUGUACAGCCGGCAUAUGACUGACUGUUUGUAAAUCUUAUUGCAAUGUGAUAAGGUCUACCAACGAUCAGUGUGUUGCUGUUAGUAUAUGUAUAUUAGUAGUAGUUUUGACGACCGGUCUGGCCUAGUGGGUAGUGUCCCUGCCUAUGAAGCCGAUGGUCCCGGGUUCGAAUCCCGGUAAGGGCAUUUAUUUGUGUGAUGACACAAAUAUUUGUUCCUGAGUCAUGGUUAUUUUCUAUGUAUUUGUAUGUUAUAUAUAUCGUUGUCUGAGUACCCACUACACAAGCCUUCUUGAGCUUACCGUGGGGCUUAGUCAAUUUGUGUAAAAAUGUCUUAUUUAAUAUUUAUCUAUUUAUAUACUUGUGUUUAGUUAGCGAGGUGGAUAAGAGGAGCGCUGAAGGCAGACUGCGGAGAUGUCGCAGAAACGCCUAGUCGAAUAUGCCAGAGCGUUAGAGCAGAGAGCAAAUACUUAAUGCUAUUUAGAUUCUCGAUAUCCGCGGAAUCCUCUGUGACUAACAGCAUUUUUACGGCAUUAUGACGUCAGCGACGUCAUUAUGACGCCAUAAUAACGUCAUUAUGACGUCGCUGACGUCACUUUGCUACCUGGGGAGCAGUGUUAUCAUUUUUGCGUUGUUGUUAGGUCCCUAAUUGAAAUUUAAGUCACCUAAGGGAGAAUGCAAAGUCCGUCAGAUUCUAGUAUGAGUCGCUGGCGAGGCGUAUCAACAUUAUGGUGUCUCUUACCAUAGUGUUCAAAAGUUUGCGUAAUUUAAAAUGGGGACCAACUAGAGGUGGUUAUUAAUUUAUGAAAUACACAAAUUUUAAAUGUAAUUUUUAUUUUUAUGACUAUAAAGUUAUUCUAAUGAGCAUUUUGUUUUACUUAAAAAAAUAUUUACUAAAUUUGGUUAUUAUUCGUUGUUAGAAUAAAAAGUUCUCUAUCAGUGAACUAUUAUUAUAACAAUUGUAUGUAUUUGUAAUUUUAUUACUGUAAACUUAUUUGUAUAAUUUUGGUGUUGAUUAUGAUGUAUAAUACGAUGUACCUAAGGCACUAAAUAUAGAUAAUAUAAUAUAAAGUUUUCAGUAGAUUA